Spirodela intermedia is the source of this 1752-nucleotide messenger RNA. NCBI's taxonomy places the organism in Eukaryota, Viridiplantae, Streptophyta, Magnoliopsida, Alismatales, Araceae. The record is from the annotation of a GenBank genome assembly.
AUGGAUUCCAGUGAGGUGGCGCAGAAGCUGGUCUCGCCCGCCACGGCCGGCUCCUCGCACCUGUGCAGGGUCUUCUCAAUGGCCGCCGCUUUCUCUGAGUGGGGUUCGACGGAGAGGAGGCUCAGUAUGUCGGACAUCUUGGCGGAGGAGAAGGGAAUGGAGUUGGCGACCGAGCGGGGCAGGAAGGCGGAGUUGGACGCGGUCCUGGUGAAGUGCAGGUUCAUCUUGGACCCUGGGACGAGGUCCUUCUCCUGGAAGAAGAGAGCCACGUCUGCGUUGUCGUGGACCUGCGUGUCGGUGGCGGCGUACGCGUAGUUGAAGCCUAACACUCCGACGAAGACACCAGUCGGUGGGGACGUUCCCACGGUCACCCCGACGCCGAAGAGGCUGGAGUCCACGCCGGCCUUCGCAUCUGCGGACGCGGAAUGGAAAACAGUCAGACGACGAGGGACUCUGUGACCAGACCACUUUUAGCAAUGAGCGAGGUGGAGAGAGAGGAAAACCUGCCGGCAGUAGCUGGCGUAGCGCGCUGGGGAUGGGAGUGUUAGGCAACACGGUUUCCCAGUAGUUCUGGGGAGCUAAAUUCGCGGCUGAUGCUGCUGCUACCGCGACCUGCACCAGGAUCGGAGAGAAUACUUCAAACCGCGCCGGCGGGUUAUCGACCGAGAAGUGGUGAGACGUAGAGAGCUCCAACUCACCGCGAUGAAGAGAAGUGCGAAAAGAGAGCGAGCCAUGGGGAGGGACGGAGAUCACAGCAGGAAGACCUCACGGAGAGGAGGAAGCACUGGAGUGAAGCUUGCUUGGGCUUAGGGUGUGGAUUACUGGAUGAAUUUAUAGGGACUCUUUUCGCCGACUGGCUGGCCUGAACAAUGAUUUGACGGCCACUGGUUGGGCGAAAAUUCAUUCAUCAACGCCUACUGUCCUCCGGCCCUCCCCGGCAUUAUUGAUUGUCAAACCCACCAGGAUGGCUGGUCGCCGAAGGAUACGGCGGCGGCGGCGGCGAGAGAGCCGUUGGCUCGCGGGAGAGGAGAGAGAAAGCGAAAGGCGAAAUUAAGGUUAUUAUUAAAAUCGAGAUCGGACACAACUAUGUAUACUGGUUCUAGCGAUGUGGAUAGGAUACUGAAGAAAAAACAGGGGAGAAAAAUACAAUGCAGUAAGAGCAUAUACACAAUUAUCCAGAUGACUCCAGUACUGUUGGACUAUCUCAUAUUCCGACAUUUAUUGCUGCCGCCGGGUCGCUAAGGAGGUGCAGUGGAUGUAUCGCCGUCGCGGAGUGCAUCCUCCCUGCGGGUAUUUAGUCAGAGGAGGUGAGUCCCUUUCUGGUGGAUUAGAUGGAAUCCCCGGAGAAUCCCCGGGGAAGUGCUCGUGGUCCCCUCAUUGUUCAUGUUGUCUUAGUCUCACCGACCGCGGCCGGACGAUAUAUGCAUUCUCCCAACUGCUCUCUGCGCCUUAGUCGUAUUCGUCUUCAGGAUGCUGUCGGCCCGUGUACGAACGGCAUACAAUCGACUUGCUCUACGAUUUGUUAGAGGUUGCGGAGAGAUGCUGUUCAGGAGGAACACGCCUUCAGUUUAGUCUUUGUAACAAUCUCCUCUGUUUUGUCGGUGAUAAAACUUUUCUUCUUAUUUCUUCUUACUGUUGAGACGCGUGUGGUGAGAUGUACUUAGACGUAGACCGUAUCACGACCUCCUUUUCAUUGUUAGACACCAUGAGCGCCUGCAGGAAUAUUCACGGACGCUGUGGACCAGCAAGUAA